CCAUUUUACCAUAACAACAUCUCAGGAUUAGCAUUCAAUUGUUACCACUUUGUAAUAAUUAAGGCAACUAUGGAAUCAUCAUCUCAUUUCUUUCUCCUCCUACGCCUUCUUAUUAUUCUCUGCAUUUCACCUGUAGCAAGAUCAGAUGAGCCUCUAGGCAACUUUUGCCGCGCCGACGCGAACUACACGGCCAACAGCACCUUCCAGGCUAACCUCGACCGUGCCCUCUCCUCCCUCCCCUCCGCCGCAGCCCCCUCCGGCUUCGCCAACACCACUGUCGGUCAAGCGGGACCCGAUCAAGUCCACGGCCUCGCCCUCUGCCGCGGCGACGUCUCUUCUGCCGACUGCUUGAGCUGCUUGAAGAACGCCACUAACGAUAUUGUUGCCGAAUGCCCACACGGUGCCGGGUCGGUGAUAUGGUACGACAGCUGCAUGCUCCGCUACAACAACAUCAGCAUCUUCUCGGUGCUCGACAGUUCGUUCAACAUAUGCAUGCCAACUCCGGCCAAGGUGUCGACGCAGCCGCAGCUGUUCGACAACUUGCUAGGGAGGCUGAUGGACAACCUCACGGUCACCGCCGCACAAUCACCGGAGAUGUUCGCCUUUGGCGAGGUGAACUUCACCGAAUCCAAUAAAAUCUACGGGAUGGCGCAGUGCACGAGAGACUUGUAUAGCGUUGAUUGCUACAGAUGCUUAAGGACUUUUGUGGAGGAUAUCCUAAGUUGCUGCGAUGGGAACCAGGGGGGGAGGGUGCUCGGAAGAAACUGCGUCCUCAGGUACGAGCUGUAUCAGUUUUACAAUGCGUCGGCGCUACAAAAUGCGGCGGCGCCGUCCGAGGCAAACGCAGCUGCACCACCCAAGGCGAGCGGAAUCAAUAGAAGUACAAAGACAAUUAUUAUUGUUGCCAUUUCUAUAGUUGCUGCUGCUUUGCUGCUCCUCUCUGUUAUUUAUCUCUGCCUGAGAAUAAUAAGAAGGAAACGAAGAAAACCAGAAAGAAAUGCUCUGAUCACAAAUGGAGGAGAUGAGCAGGAAAUUAGAAUGGCAAAAGCUCUUUUGUUCGAUUUGACAACAUUAAGAGCUGCAACAAGCAACUUUUCUGAAGCAAAUAAGCUUGGUGAAGGUGGAUUUGGCCCAGUGUACAAGGGGACACUACAAGAUGGACAAGAAAUAGCAGUGAAGAGGCUGUCGAUGAGCUCAGUGCAGGGGCUAGCUGAGCUGAAAAAUGAGGUGGUGCUUGUGGCAAAACUUCAGCAUAGGAAUCUGGUGGGAUUAAUUGGUUGCUGCUUGGAAGAGCAAGAAAAGCUCCUUGUCUAUGAGUACCUGCCCAACAGAAGCCUUGAUAAGUUUCUCUUUGAUUCUGUGAGGCGCGAGCAAUUAGACUGGGACAGACGUUACCAAAUCAUCAAAGGAAUCAGUCGAGGACUUCUCUAUCUUCACGAAGAUUCGAGGCUAAAGAUCAUUCACCGGGAUUUGAAAGCGAGUAACAUCUUGUUGGAUGGGUUUAUGAUACCUAAAAUCUCUGACUUUGGCCUGGCAAAGCUCUUUGAUGUUGAUUCGAGUAAAGGAAGCACGAGUCGGAUUGCAGGAACAUAUGGAUACAUGGCACCAGAGUACGUAAUUCAUGGACACUUCUCGGCAAAAUCAGAUGUUUUCAGUUAUGGUGUGUUGGUUUUGGAGAUUGUGACCGGACGAAGGAACGCCCGCUCUCAAGAAGCUAUUUAUGCCGAAGACCUUCUAUCCUAUGUGUGGAAGCACUGGAGCCAAAGGACUGCACACCAGGUGCUCGACCCGAGCAUCUUGGGACGGUGCCGGCUGCAGGACGUGAUGAGAUGCAUCCACAUUGGGCUGCUGUGCGUCCAGGCUGACCCGUCGGACCGGCCGAGCAUGGCCUCCGUCGUGCUCAUGCUCAACAGCCUCUCCUCCGCCCUUCCCGCCCCGUCGGCCCCCGCUUUCGUCAUCCAGCACGGCUCAAUUGCAGGCAACGCAGAUGAGGUCGAGACCGACGCGUCCGGCGUGCUGCAAAGGCGCACGACGAGGGCGGCGUCGGCGAACGACAUCUCCAUUUCGGAAGUCGAGGCGCGGUAGGGCCUCAGAGUUGGGGAAGAUUCAAUUUGAAUAUACCGAACUGGAGUGGUAGUGCAUGCCGAAUGAGCAGCAGAAGGCAUUAUCAUUAAUUUAGAUCUACACAAACGUUGAAUACUUCAUUCGAUUCUUUGUUUUGGUAAAAAUAUAUGAAACUUAUCUUAACUGUCCA
Ananas comosus (pineapple) is the source of this 2254-nucleotide messenger RNA. Its product is annotated as putative receptor-like protein kinase At4g00960. The coding region runs from base 70 to 2085 and encodes 671 amino acids. Lineage: Eukaryota; Viridiplantae; Streptophyta; Magnoliopsida; Poales; Bromeliaceae. Gene Ontology annotation, molecular function: protein kinase activity; ATP binding. The transcript has 8 exons. The record is from RefSeq and is a predicted model, not a curated record. Gene Ontology annotation, biological process: protein phosphorylation.